AUGGACGCCACCAUGGGGAGCAUUGCCCCUACAGGGCUCAAGGGAAAGCUGGCUGCUCUGGAGGACUUCAUCUCCAUGCAAAAUGAAGAGCUGGCGGCACAGCGUCAGGAGAUUGAAAGUCUUCGCGGAGACAAGGCUGGCAUUGAGGAGCACUACCAGGGGCAGUUGCAAGAGCUCAAGAAGACCAUGGUCGGAGACGUUCAACGUUUGCAGGAUGAAGUCAAGCGGCACUUUGCUCAGCAAAAGGCGGAGAACUCACGCUUGCAGCAGCAAAUCACCACUCUGAAGGGAGAGAAGACGUCAUUGCAGCAACAGAUUCUGGGGCUGCAGAGGCGCGUGCAGGAGAUUGAAGAGCAGGUGGGCGCCGAUUGA
Molecule: messenger RNA, 372 nt
Organism: Durusdinium trenchii
Lineage: Eukaryota; Dinophyceae; Suessiales; Symbiodiniaceae
Source: the annotation of a GenBank genome assembly